This is a messenger RNA of Danaus chrysippus (African queen), 1524 nucleotides long. Lineage: Eukaryota; Metazoa; Arthropoda; Insecta; Lepidoptera; Nymphalidae. The record is from the annotation of a GenBank genome assembly.
AUGCCCUGUCCGUUUUUAGGAUCAAUGAAUCAAACCUUUUUAAGGAAUUACAGCAGCGUACUGCUAAAGCAGUAUGGAAGCUACUGCCCUAUACUUUCAAGAAGCUUUCGCUCUCUGGGCGUAGAUGAAACGAAAUGCCCAUUUAUUCAAAAGAACUCCAUUAUUUCGGAAGCGCCUAAAGAAAUGACCGAAGAUAUCGUAGAGAGCGCCAAACCGAUUUAUCAGUAUGAAAAUUUCUUUAGCAAACAGAUCAACGCUAAAAAGAAUGAUUACUCGUAUCGAGUAUUUAGAAAGGUGUCACGUCUGGCGGCCGAGGGCGCGUACCCGCAGGCGUUGGAAGGCUCCGACAACCGCCGCGUGACCGUGUGGUGCGCCAAUGACUACCUCGGAGCGUCGCGUCACCCUGUUGUCCAAGAUGCUGCUAUAUCUGCCAUCAGAUCCUACGGUACGGGGGCGGGAGGCACGCGUAACAUCGCUGGAAACUCUCAAAUGACAGAGAAACUCGAACAUGAGAUAGCCAAGCUCCAUAAAAAACCCGCAGCUUUAAUCUUCAGCUCCUGUUUCGUAGCCAAUGACGCGACUCUCUCAACAUUAGCGAAAAUCCUACCUGGAUGCAUUGUUUACUCGGACGCGGGCAACCACGCGUCCAUGAUACAGGGAAUAAGGAACAGCCGCGCUCCCAAACAUAUAUUCAGGCACAACGACCCGACGCAUCUUAGACAAUUAUUAGCCGAAUCUCCUGCGGGCGUACCCAAGCUAGUCGUAUUUGAAACUGUUCAUUCCAUGAGUGGGGCGAUAUGUCCUUUAGAAGAAAUGUGUAACAUAGCUCACGAAUACGGAGCCUUGACGUUUGUAGACGAAGUCCACGCUGUGGGAUUAUACGGGAAACAUGGAGCAGGUAUUGGGGAGGAGAGAGGAGUAGAAGAUCAUAUAGACAUCGUUUCUGGUACUUUGGGUAAAGCGUACGGCAAUGUAGGCGGAUAUAUCGCGGGCUCCUCACUUCUGAUAGACACUGUUAGGUCCUUGGCGCCUGGAUUCAUCUUCACCACGGCUUUACCGCCUCCAAUCUUAGCCGGAUCUUUAGCCGCUAUAAGACUUCUAGCCAGCGAGGAAGGGAGAUCAUUACGAGCUAAACAUCAAGCUAUAGUGCGCUAUCUCAAGCUAUCUCUUCUCAUCGCUGGUCUACCGCAAAUGCCGUCAGUGAGCCACAUAGUUCCUGUACCUAUUACCGGCGCGGAUAAAGUAGCUUUAGUGGCGGAAUCCCUUAUGAAGCGAGGCCAUUAUGUCCAAGCUAUCAACUACCCAACAGUAGCUCGUGGGGAGGAGCGUCUUCGUUUCGCGCCCGGUCCAUAUCACACUCCAGGAAUGAUAGACAGCCUGGUCACUGCCCUCAUAGAGUCAUUCCAUGAGAACAACAUUAAUUUCAACCAGUUCAUGAUCAACGGCGCGUGUAGGGAAUGCAGUAUGGAGUAUAAGGUCGACAUCGCUUAUGAGGAGCCCUAUAAGUACCCGAUAGCUGUAUAA